This is a messenger RNA of Hydatigera taeniaeformis, 486 nucleotides long. The record is from the annotation of a GenBank genome assembly. NCBI's taxonomy places the organism in Eukaryota, Metazoa, Platyhelminthes, Cestoda, Cyclophyllidea, Taeniidae.
CAAAUCUCCCAACCAUUUGCAGUUGAGCCUGAUUCUCUCUGUGCUCUGGAUUUCCUUGAGGUGCGGGAUGGAGCAUUUGGUUUCUCCCCUCUCAUUGGUCGGUUCUGCUCCCGUCUCCCGCCUCCUGAAAAUGAGGAAAUUAGGUCAACCAGUCGCUACCUCUGGCUCCGAUUUCGAAGUGAUAACACCCUACCACAUGACGGGUUCAGGGCGAUAUUUCACUUUCAGAAAAUUGGUAAGUUUAGUUUAUCGUUAAAAGUAAGUCAGAUUCCUAUAUUUUGGCAUUUACCAGGUCGGCAUAAUGUCAUUCACCUAAGUGAAGAUGAACAGUGGACGAUGCGGAGUGAAUUCUUGACUAAACAACUAAACCACGUCAGUACAGAAGAGCGGCAGCUUCCCUUAGAGGCUGUCUUCGACAUACGGUCUCCCCCAGAAACGCAUGUAAGUUAUUCCUCAGCCAGUAAAAUCAGAUCGAAGAGAUUGUAA